CUUGAAAAUAAGCAUAAACAAUAGCUGGCAAAAGAGUGGAAGACUGCCGCCUUGUUCAACUUUUCCAUCCAAUCGCCUCCUUCACAGUGAACUUCAUCUGUGACCUUUCUGUUCAACUGAGCAAUUCGUGAGAGUGGUGCGGUGAGUUAUUUCUCCUCAUUUUCCAUGGAAGUUCUACUCAUCGUUAUGGUGAUAGAAGAGGAUUUCCGAAUCGUGGUUUCUAUGUGUCAGCGAUUGGAGACUCUGGAAUGUAGCACCCAAAAAUGGGGAUUUGAGGCUUGGAACUUCUGCAACAAAUUCAGAGAAGAAGCUCCAAAAAUGGAUAGCCCCAAGCUGGCUUACGGCGCUCACCUUUCUUUCUCCCAUAAUACACGGAAAGGUUAUAUUCUCUCUUUCUUUCUCUCCUUGUUCGUUAAUACUGGAAAACAUGUGCAUCUUGCACACUGUUUUGGAUUUUUGGAUUAAUCAUUCAGUGGCGAAUACAUCUCGUAAAUUAAGAAGUUAACUAGCUUUAGUAUUUGGUAUGAUUACCGUAUGAAUAACAUCAUGAUCAACCAAAGAAACAAACAUGUACUUGGGGUGAGUGGCAUUGGAGGGACUGAACUUUACUAAUUGGGUCUUGGGUACAUGAAUUGAACUAUAUGGACUGUUCCAAGAGGAAUUCCUUAUGAUUGCUUUCAUAUUAUUCGCCCAUAAAUUCACAUGCAUACCCAUUGUUUCUAUUGUUCUGAUGUCCUGUUUGGGAUGAUGGAAUUACUUGAAUGAAGUCGUUAGAGACUUGGAUUUACAAUUACAUAUACUUUUCAACUUGAUAUUUUUCUGAUUGAAGCCAUUUCCAUUAUUGAAAAUUGAAGGAAAAUCCUCCCCCCACCUUAUGCAAUUCGUGAUUUUAAUAAAUUGGUGAUUAGGGAUGAUCUACACCAAUUUUUUCGUUUUUUGAAUUGUUUUGCUCUUUGAUACAUCUUUCUUAUUACAUAGCCUUAUUUUUCUGAGUUUCCUUCUAGUGCUCAUCCAUUAAUAUGUCAUGUUCUAGUCUAUUUAAGUGAGUUUUACUGGUCUCGUAUACUCUAUUUAAGUUUGUGCUAGUCUAGGUUUGACAAGCUAACAGGUCUCAAUUCGAGCGCGAUGUCAUUUUAAUUAGUUUUAUAAAAUUUUAGUGCAAAGGCAUUAUAAUCUAUAGUUGUCACUUUCGAUUUAAUGUCACUCAUAACUAGGUUGGACUAAGGUGAUGAUAUUGAUGAUGAUGAUGAUGAUGAUAGAUUGGUAGAAUGAAUCUUUUAUUCAUGGAAAGCAUUUUCCUAGUCUAAUACUAUGUAUGACACGAAAAAAAAUCAUUUUAUUUGUUCAGGUUCACAUACUUGAUUAUUUCAGGAGAUAAACAUGGCUAUCACUUCAUAGAAAUGUAACCUGCUAUUUGGUUCAAAUCACACCCUAGUCAUCAGCUUAAGGAUUACUCAUUCUGAUAUUCUUUUCAACAAUUCUACCAUUACUGCAUUACAAUCAUUCCACUCAGUGAAGCACGACGCAAGGGUUUCGUUAAAGACUAUCAUGAAAGUUGGAGUCUCAACAUCAAUUAAUAGGGUUAUGGUGGAUGGAAAACAUCAGAAGACAUUUGACCCAAGUGUAUUCUAUAACAAAGACUAUAACAGGAGGUCUAUUGAAGAAGAUAAAUAACUCCAAGUUGAUUCACAUGAGCAUAAUGGAAUUAGAAGAAUAUGAGGAAAUGGUGUGCGUGUUCGGGUGACUUGCAGGAGGAUUUAUGAUAUUCCUUUUUUAUUUUUAUUUUUUAUUUUUUUGGAUUGGUGAUAUUCCUUUGAAUGGGUGUAUGAGACUAGGACCUGCACUUCAUAUUUGAAAGUUAAUCACACCAACCGUAGAUGUUGCUGAUAUGGGAGAAUCCUUUGAUGUCGCCUCCAAUCUCCCAUGCAAUUUUUGACCAUCUCAAUACACACGUUUUGGAUAGUUUUCAUUGUUUUCAUUUUUUUGUCUUUCAC
This is a messenger RNA of Cuscuta europaea, 1994 nucleotides long. NCBI's taxonomy places the organism in Eukaryota, Viridiplantae, Streptophyta, Magnoliopsida, Solanales, Convolvulaceae. The record is from the annotation of a GenBank genome assembly.